This is a messenger RNA of Lolium perenne, 1783 nucleotides long. Its product is annotated as beta-1,2-xylosyltransferase XYXT1-like. Gene Ontology annotation, molecular function: glycosyltransferase activity. Lineage: Eukaryota; Viridiplantae; Streptophyta; Magnoliopsida; Poales; Poaceae. The record is from RefSeq and is a predicted model, not a curated record.
UGCAUCACUUGUAAGAGGUCAGAUACAGAACAUACACCUCGGGCUCCAACGAGCUGGCCAGCUUAGGCAAGAGUGUCAGCUUGCUUGCAAGAACUUUGGCAUUGGAGCUAGUAGAGGUCUAGCUGUUGCAAGAGCAACCGGAUGCAAGAUGAUGGUCGGGAGAAACUUGAGCGGCGGAGCUGCUGCAGCAUGCCUUCUGGUUCCGCUGCUCAUCCUCGUCGUGCUCAAGACCGAUUGCGUGCCGCAGAUUACUCGCCUUAGAGAGACCAGCAUUGCCCAAGUUUCAGACUUUUUUGUUUCCAUACGACCAUAUGGCCAGGUUCCACUAUCACAAGAUAAUAGAACAGCAAGUAACCAAGUUCACCAUCCAGGUGAAGUUUGGGAUGAAACGGUUCACAAGGUUUCACCUUCAGGCUUAGCGAGCCAAGGAACAUGGCAGCAGCAGCAACCACUCGACGCGGUCAAGUUAAAAGUUGCGGAUGAUUCGGUCGCCGAAGCACCACCAUCUCCCGCAUCAAAAGACGAGAUCGCCGGCGAUGGCGGCGUCAAUGAGAUCAAAGAUGUGGCAGCACCAAGAAGCAAGUUAAGCUGCAACUUCAGCGGCGAGCGCAUGGACAUCUGCGCCAUGGAAGGCGACGUCCGUAUGCACGGCAAAUCCGCCACCGUCUACUUACUCGCAGCCUCCGACGACAGUUACCAGCCGGAGAACGGGACGGUAACGAUCCGGCCGUACCCGCGCAAGUGGGAGAUACCGACAAUGGAGAUGAUCCGGGAGCUGACCAUCCACUCGGGCGACACGGACACCGUGCCAGUCCCGCCACAGUGCACGGUGACGCACGACGUCCCCGCGGUGGUCUUCUCCACCGGUGGCUACAGCAGGAACUUCUACCACUCCAUGACCGACAUCGUCAUACCACUCUACAACACGGCACGGGAGUACGAAGGCCGUGUCCAGCUCGUCGCCACCGACUACAGCCGCGAGUGGGUCUCCAAGUACCGCCACGUCCUCGCCGCACUCUCCGUCUACCCGGUCAUCGACUUCGAUGCCGACGACGCAGUGCGCUGCUUCCCGUCGGCGCAUAUCGGCAUCGAGAGCCACGAGGAGCUAGGGAUCAACCCGACCCUGUCUCGCAAUGGGUACACGAUGAUGGACUUCCGAGACUUCCUCCAGUCAGCCUAUUCGUUGAAGCGCUCGAAAAUGACCCCCGUGAGCCGGAGCUCCGGGAAGAGGCCUCGCCUCGUGAUUAUGCUGCGGCGGCACUCGAGGGCGAUCACCAACGAGGCGGAGGCCGUCGCGGCCGCAAGCAAGGCUGGGUUCGAGGUAGUGGCCGCCGGGCCGGAGGCAGUCCGGGACAUGGGCCAGUUCGCCGAAGUGGUGAACUCGUGCGACGUGAUGGUAGGCGUCCACGGCGCUGGGCUCGCCAACAUGUUGUUCCUCCCGCACAACGGCACGGUGGUGCAGAUCAUCCCGUGGGGCGAGAUGAAGUGGCCGUGCUGGCACGAGUUCGGCCGUCCGGUGCCGGACAUGGGGCUCCAGUACGCCGAGUACGAGGCUACGGCCGAGGAGACGACGCUCAAGGAGGUCUACCCGAGGGACCACGCCGUCUUCACCGACCCUUUGUCCAUACACAAACAGGGAUUCGGCAUGGUCUGGUCCAUCUUCCUCAACGGACAGAACGUCACCCUUGACGUCGAUCGCUUUAGAGGGCUCAUGCAGCAAAUCUACCAGUCCGUCACUAUCACAUAGAUCACGUACACUUACCUGGAUUUAAUAUACUGCAUC